AUGGACUCUGGUACAGGCCCCGUGCGCCGAGGCCCCGAGUACCAAACAGGGACCCAGUGGACAGGACUGAGACGGCUUUUACCUGCAGUUGCCGACGCCAGGUCCAUUGCAGGAACAGCCAGAACCUCUUAUGAACCUGUAGCCAAACCUCCUCGGAGUCAAGUUCCAGCGGCUUGUCUGGAAUGCAGGAAGAAGAAGGUCAAGUGCUCCGGACUCCGACCAAAAUGCUACCGCUGUUCUCAAACCAACAUCGAGUGCAUAUGGGACACGGAACCCGACACGACGCGAAUCGUCUCGAUACGCAAGCGCAAGGAAGAACUCGAACGCGAAAACGAGGACCUGCACGAGCUCCUACGCUUCCUCUACUUGCGACCGGACGAGGAAGCCAGGGAGAUCUUUAGGAGACUUCGAAUGUCGGGUAAUGCGCUGGAGGUCCUUAACGCCGUGCGGACUGCCGAUUUGCUUCUACAGAGACGACAAGUGGGCGAGGGCGCUGACCUGAUCACUAGUUUCUUCUUGUUGGAUGCGACUUUCUUUCUCGCAUUCGUGGAACAAGAAGCAUUCCUCGAGGAUAUGCGAUCAUGUUCACCGAAGACAGCUAGAUACUGCUCUCCAGUCCUCGUAAAUGCGAUAUGCGCCUUGAGAAGCCAUUCUUCGAAACGAGCAAAAGAAUUCGGACUCCAAAUCGGACGCGACAUGCAAUCCCUCUUUUUCGACGAAGCCCAAAGACAUCUACAUCUUGAAGCUGGAAGGACAUCCUUAGCCACCGCGCAAGCCCUGCUGCUUAUGCACCUAUCGUCAGCGGCUAUGGGAGCAGAUCGUGCUUCGAGAAUGCAUCAGCUCUGCGCAGGAGACAUGUUUAACAACCUUCUGGCGGUCGAGGUAGACGUGAAAGUAGAGAUAAGAGAUCGAAAGAUCAUGUCGAAGGCCUUGUGGGGGAUGUACUGCUUUGAAAGCAUGUUCGCCUUUGCCUACCUUCGUCCAUCCCUUCUACCAAAACCCCCGAUCCAGCAAGAAACUCUCGACGAAACCUCCGAAAACGAGCUAGAAUCGGCAGAUAAUGGCCAUCGAGACGUCAGACUCCGGACUGCGACAUGCGAUUUGUCCGUGAUCUUUAAUAAUGUAAUGGAGUACAACGCCUAUGUAAUGAACACAGGUUCCAAGGAGGAUAUUCAGAAGCGGAUGGAGCUCUUCGGGAACUUGCGACUGUGGCGCGAAUCGGUGUCCCGAAAGAUACGACUAGAUGAAGACUAUUCUUCUUCAGCUUCUUAUUUAAGAGCCUACGAAGACCAAGUGGUUUUCGCAAUUCUGCGGCCUCUCAAGCCGGAACUGCAUCUCCCAAACGAUGGGUAUGUCGUCGAACACCUGUUGGCGCACUGUGAGAGGGGCAUCAGGGACAUCGAAGAAAAACAACGCGCAUUCUCCAAGAGAGACAGCUCGAGUAUCAUCGUCCACAUCUUAUUCAAUGCCUCUGUUACUUUGGUUAUGUUGCUCAAUCACCCAAAAGCCCACGAUGCGUUUGCGCGGACUUGCCGAUUGAUACGGGAUCGUGUAGAGGAAAUUCCAUUCACAUGGUUCUUGCUACAUGGGUUAUUGGCGAUGGCGUCGGACAAGGGGGUUCAAAUACCGGAGGUGGCGAAAUCGUCAUUUGAGGGGCUACAGCUAGACGAGAGCAUGUUGGAGGAUGUGCCAAUCAGCUUCAUGGUGCCGUCGUUUGGGGAUUUGGGCCUCGUGGGGGGCCGUAGCGGCGUUGGGGUUGAGCUGGGCAACUUGAUUCUGAAAUCAUCGUGUCGGGAACCAUCAAGAACUCAUACAUGA
Messenger RNA from Colletotrichum aenigma, 1818 nucleotides. RefSeq names its product Nitrogen assimilation transcription factor nit-4 (gene nit-4-8). Gene Ontology annotation, biological process: DNA-templated transcription; regulation of DNA-templated transcription. The record is from RefSeq and is a predicted model, not a curated record. The transcript is spliced from 6 exons. The coding region runs from base 1 to 1818 and encodes 605 amino acids. Lineage: Eukaryota; Fungi; Ascomycota; Sordariomycetes; Glomerellales; Glomerellaceae. Gene Ontology annotation, molecular function: DNA binding; zinc ion binding; DNA-binding transcription factor activity, RNA polymerase II-specific.